This is a messenger RNA of Fusarium graminearum PH-1, 2076 nucleotides long. RefSeq lists its product as uncharacterized. The transcript has 7 exons. Gene Ontology annotation, biological process: regulation of DNA-templated transcription; DNA-templated transcription. Lineage: Eukaryota; Fungi; Ascomycota; Sordariomycetes; Hypocreales; Nectriaceae. Gene Ontology annotation, molecular function: zinc ion binding; DNA-binding transcription factor activity, RNA polymerase II-specific; DNA binding. The coding region runs from base 1 to 2076 and encodes 691 amino acids. The record is from RefSeq and is a predicted model, not a curated record.
AUGGACCUAGGACCAUCCUCGUCCAGCACCGUCUCACCUGGACCUGGGCCGCAGACGAACCGAAAGGAGCGCGGCGCCAUUGCUGCUCAGGCUUGCGAGACGUGCCGCAAUCGAAAGCAGAGAUGUGAUGAACGAAGGCCUAAGUGUGGUACAUGUCAACGAUUCAAGCUCGAAUGUCGAUACAGAGAACCCCAACCUACAAAGAAGGAUAAAACUUUAGUUGAGAUCCUAGAUCGACUCAAAAGCGUUGAAAGUAAGAUCGACCACAUGGGAACACGGGAAAACACCACCCAUCCCGUUUUCAACACUUCCCAACCCUCUACUGUCUAUCCCACGAACACGCCGUUGUUAGUCGAUCCUGAACCGCAAGACUCUCUCCCAGGGACAUCUCUGCCCCCUACGAGUCCGGCAUCUAGCCGCGAUGCAGGUGGCUACCGAUAUGACUCCUCGGUAUCCAAGGUAUCGGAAUGGCCUGUCGUGCGCCACACGUUCGAAAGCUUUGGACAGAAGCAUCCUUCACCAGUAGGUGAAAUACCUACGCUUCCACGGGGCCUACGCGAGUCUGCUGUUGCUCUGCCACUUGACGGACUUCAGCCAGUCGUGAUACAAAGCAACAGCACACUCCAGUUACCCUUGCACGUUUCGGCUUCCGCGUCUCCUCUUGGCCACAGCCCCCCCAGUGUGGACUGGGAGACAGUACAAAGGUUAAGCAAAGGCUAUUUUGAUGUCGUCAAUACUUUCUAUCCCAUCAUGGACAGGCAAUGGUUCAAUUCAAAUACACUGGGCUCAAUCAUUAGCAACGGCUUUCACGAAGGGGUAAUUUCAAGCCUUGUACUCCUCGUUCUUGCCCUUGGGGAGGUGGCCCUCACCACAUCCGAAGUAUCUAUCUCAGCCUAUAAACAGCGGCCAUCUGGUAUCAAGGGAGGCACUAUCGACAGACCGCCCGGCCUUUCUUAUUUCAACGAGGCACGGAAAAGAAUGGGAUUCGCUUUAAGCGAGGUCAGCCUGGAAAAUGUGCAGAUGCUUGCGCUUGCUGCCAUAUACUACUCCAGCUGUGGGCAAGCUCUUGAAUGUUGGAGGAUGACUGUCUCUGCUUCCUCAGCCUGCCAGGCCUUGAUUGUAAACAAACCCAACGAGCUCCACGGUCUUCGAUCAGAUCUAGUAAAAAGGACAUUUUGGCACUGUUCAAUCAUGGAGAUUUGUUUCCACAUGGAAUUUGGUUUACCUUUGACCGGACUAGACAAGUUUGAAGAGACGAUCGGUCUUCCCGACUUCAACGGAUCGGUCACUGACGAGGAUUAUAUCAGUAACCAGGCGACGCACUUCCAGGAGAAUUUUGCAGCUCAGAUUGUGCUUCACAGGCUUUCUGCCAACGUGCAUUCUGUCCUCAACAAGAGGUUUGGGCACUUCAACGGUACCUCGAGCCCUGGUAGUGCGACCGUUAUGAAGCAGCUCGAUGCGCAGCUUGAUCAGUGGCGAGGCAUGUUGCCUAUGCAUUUGAGAUGGCAAGACAAUCAGGAUAUGACCUUUUCAGAUCCUUCGCAGGGUAAUUUCAAUGACGUUUAUGCUGGACAAUCACUGCCUAGCAGUUAUAUGUUCACAUCGGAUCUUAACACACAACCAGCAACGUACCCAUUUGCAGCUGAUAUACAUGUUGCGCUCCUUCGGACACGAUACAGCUACAACAAAUACCUUAUAUAUCGCCCCUGCAUUUACAAGGUCCUCCACCACCCAGAGAGUCUGACACAGGAAGAUGCCGAAGGUGCAGCCGAAUGUCUCAAGGCGUCGCUCAAGUGGCCCAUCGCCCUAUCACCUACCUGCACCAACAAGCGACUUAUACCGAUGACGUUCUUCUGGUCCCAAAACCUUUUUGGAGUUCUGGUGCUGUUGCACCUCUCGCAACAGCAUCCAAUUAUGCUACGCAUUCGAUCAUCGCUUUGCGGGCAGCGCUUUGACGUUGAAGCGUCACAAACUGUUACGACGUAUUUGGAUUGGCUGCGCGAUAUGAAAAAGAUAGACUCAACCGCGAACUGGUGCUGGAAUAUCAUUCGACUAAUCUAUCGGCUGGACGACUAA